AUGAGCAAUCUUAACAUGUCCCCUGGCCUCCUGAAGGCCAUGAUAGCCCGUGUCCCCCUCAUUUUAAAGACAGUUCUUCUUCAUGGAAUGCGCCUGUCUCCUGUCUCGGGCAAACAAGAUCUUCGCACGGAACUAACGGUUGUUAUGAUUCGCUCCCUCAUGAAUUUCCUCCUGCCUGUCGGCGUCCAGCAAAAGCACAGCAUGGGCGACCCCGGCAUCAAGGGGCCCAUGUGGGUGUCUAAAGUCACAUUUCCUGCGCCCGAAGAUGCGGUGCAAGACGCAGUUUUGAAAGCGAUUGAGCAUCUCAAAACAGGUGGCGAAACUUUCGAUAUCCCAGAUGUCAAUCCUGUCGAGGCCGAGUGGACGGGAUAUCGCAAUGGAGUGGGCAACAACGAACCGCAGCCGGAGAUAUCGGAGGAAGAGAAAUACAAAAAGUUACAAGAGGAGUCGCAGUCGGACAUGGUGAUUUUGUAUUUCCACGGAGGCGCAUACUUUUUGAUGGAUCCGUGUACGCACCGUCCUGCGGUGGCCCGUCUUUCCAAACUAACAGGUGCUCGUGUUCUAUCGGUGCGCUACCGUCUUGCUCCUCAGCAUCCCUUCCCGUCGGCGCUUCUUGACGCCUUAGUCGCCUACCUCUCGCUCCUCGCGCCGCCACCCGGUUCAUUGCACGAAGCUGUACCGGCCAACAAGAUUGUCUUCUCCGGCGAUUCGGCAGGAGGCAACCUGUGCUUAGUUCUACUUCAAAACCUCCUUACUCUUCGGCGCGUCUCUCCUACGAUCCGCUUCCACGGGCAAGAAAUCCCCAUUGAGAUUCCCGCCGGUUUGGCUCUCAGCUCUCCCUGGUGCGACAUUACACGGUCCAUGCCCUCCGUCGUUCACAAUGCACCUUACGACUUUCUAGCACCUCCGCCUCAAGACCACGACGUAGCCUAUCGACCCCCGCCAGUCCCCGUGGACGAAUCUUGGCCCGUCAACCCCCCACGUGUCGACCUCUUCGCGAAUGCAAACGCUCUUAUUCAUCCGCUUGUCAGCCCCCUGGCAGCACACAAAGAGCUCUGGAGGGAUGCGCCCCCCGUCUUCAUCUCCGUCGGCGAGGAGGGUCUCACAGACGAAGGCUUAGUAGUCGCCCGCAGGAUGCACCAGGUCGGCGUUCCAGUCGUGGUCGAUCAGUUCGAGGGCAUGCCGCAUUGUUUCGGAAUGAUGAUGAUCGAGACCCCGGCGGGACGACGGUUCUUCGACGGAAUGGCCAACUUCUGUACCGACGUGGUCGCAGGCUCGGUCAAAUCGACCGGAAAUAUCAACUACAUCACAUAUAAACUGCGUUCGACCCAGAACCUCUCCCUGAACGAUGCCGUGCCUCUCUCCGACGAGGAGGUCGACGAGCGAUUGCGUAAAUGCAGUACCUGGCGCGUGGAAGGGGAGAGGCUGCUUAUGGAAGAGUGGUCUGGGGAAGCGAAGCUGUGA
Messenger RNA from Aspergillus affinis, 1464 nucleotides. Its product is annotated as alpha/beta hydrolase. Lineage: Eukaryota; Fungi; Ascomycota; Eurotiomycetes; Eurotiales; Aspergillaceae. The coding region runs from base 1 to 1464 and encodes 487 amino acids. Gene Ontology annotation, molecular function: hydrolase activity. The transcript has 2 exons. The record is from RefSeq and is a predicted model, not a curated record.